GUUUGAUAUGAAAGAAACUGACAUAUCAAAACUGAAUAGUUUGGCAGUAGAGUAUUUCAGAGCCAAUGCAAUGUUCCUUCCAACUUCAGUUAACCCUACUAGAUGGACCAUUGGGCAUGUCUUGCCAAUGCAUGGCAAGCAGGUUUUUGAUGCCUAUAACCAAGGGUUCCUAACAGUCACAAUGGGGAGCAGGGAAGCAAAACAUGUAGCAUUACAACGCCUUAGUUUUAAUAGUACCCAUAAAAAAAUGGGAACAGAUAUUUAG
Paramuricea clavata is the source of this 265-nucleotide messenger RNA. The record is from the annotation of a GenBank genome assembly. Lineage: Eukaryota; Metazoa; Cnidaria; Anthozoa; Malacalcyonacea; Plexauridae.